Molecule: messenger RNA, 782 nt
Organism: Drosophila sechellia
Lineage: Eukaryota; Metazoa; Arthropoda; Insecta; Diptera; Drosophilidae
Gene: AANATL3
Product: Arylalkylamine N-acetyltransferase-like 3
Molecular function (GO): N-acetyltransferase activity
Source: RefSeq, a predicted model, not a curated record
CACUUUAGUUUCGAUUCAUUCGUCAAAGAAGUAACUUAAAAGUUAAGAUCGAAACCACGAUGGCUUCCAGCACAAAGGACGGAAUUACCAUAAGGACAAUGACAAAAGAGGACUACCCCAGUGUAAAAGCAUUCAUGAAAGACGACUUCUUCCAGUCAGAGCCACUGUGGCAGUCUAGUGGCGAGAAAGUUCAAAGUCAAAACGAGAAGGAGAACGACGAGUAUCACCUGUCGAUGAUUGCCGAUGAGAACAAUGGUGGCAGAUUGGUGGGACUGGUACUGGCUGGUGCCCAGUAUCCCGAGGACUUGGAGAAGCAUCGCAUUGAGGCAGAGUCCAUGGAGCAGAACUUUUGGGCUCGCAUAUGCAUAAUGCUAUCUAAAAUUGAACGGGAGGCCAAACUCUUUGAGCGCUUCGGCAUCUCGAAGCUGCUCUACUCCCACAUUACCAGUGUCGAUGCGUCGAUGAGGGGCAAAGGACUGGGAUCACGACUGGCUGCCACCUUGAUGGAGGUGGGUCGAGCUAAAGGAUUUCCCGCAAUGGUGAUGAAGUGCGUCCAUCCGCUGUCCUACGCCGACUACAAGGACGAUCAAGGACGACCGAUAUUUACACCCGCAGAACCACACACUAUGGCUCGAGUUAUGGUCAUCAAACUGUGAUUAUUAAUGCUUAAUACAAAAAUGUGACGUAAGGAAGAUAAUUAAAUCAAUAAAUAAUUUUAAAUAAAUACCCGUUAUAUGCCGAAUUUCAACCAUAAAAGGUAUUUAGUAGAUUUCAAAGUAUAA